Oryza sativa Japonica Group (Japanese rice) is the source of this 1202-nucleotide messenger RNA. Its product is annotated as lachrymatory-factor synthase. Lineage: Eukaryota; Viridiplantae; Streptophyta; Magnoliopsida; Poales; Poaceae. The record is from RefSeq and is a predicted model, not a curated record.
GUGACGGCUACACCACAAAAGUACAAAGCUUCUCCCCAAGAUCUCGUCUCGACUCUCUCGAUCCAGCGCUGUCACAGUGUCACGCCAAGCAAAACAGUGCAUUCGACGACGAAAUGCACACGGAUACACGUGUCACAUAUGGCUUCACGCUAAACACUCGGUCAAGGUCAAGCAUAAAGCAAGAACAGUCAGAGGUCUCCAAUGUCCAAUCUCCAUUUUCCACCGGCAUGAUGCAACAAGCAGCAGCAGCAGCCGAAGCACACGGCUCCGGUCACCCGGCGGCGUCCAUGGCUGACGACGGGAAGGAGGAAGCAGUCUCGGCGGCGUGGCACGGGUCGGUUCGCGCCGCGGUGGAGGGGCCGACGCCGGACCAGGCGUGGGCGCUGCUCGGGGACUUCUGCUCCCUCCACCGGUGGGUACCCUCGGUGCAGACGUGCCGAAGGGUGGAGGGCGCCGAGGGCCAGCCCGGGUGCGUCCGCUACUGUGCCGGCCCGGUGAACAAGGCGGCGGAGGCUGUGGCCGGGUGGUCCAAGGAGAGGCUGGUCGAGUUCGACCCAGUCGCGCGGCGGUACAGCUACGAGGUGGUGGAGACCAACAAGGGGUUCGGCCGGUACGCGGCCACGCUCCGGGUGGAGCCCGACCCGGCCGGGUGCGCCGUCGCGUGGUCGUUCGAGGCCGACCCGGUGCGGGGCUGGUCGCUGGAAGGGUUCGUGGGGUUCCUCGACGAGCUCGCGCGCGGCGUCGCCAGGAGGCUCGAGGAGGAGAUCAUGUCGCGGAAUUAGCCGGAUGCCAGGAUGACGCUCUUGCUUUGAAAGAUUGCGAGCUCUCCUUUGCUGCUUUCGCUGUGUUCUAUGCACGUCGCACAUCCAUCACCAUGAAAUAGCAAGAAAAAACUCGUGCGAUGGGUUUGAUCUCCGUGAAAACGGAAUCGUCCAUUUCCCAUUUCCCCUUCCAAAGUGUUGCCUUCCUCUCGCCACGGAACAACUUUGUCCACAGCAAGUCAACUCCGUUUCGUCCAUAACAUCCACCCAGGGCCGUUCAUGGCCAUGUGCCAAUUGAUCAACCGUAUAGGCUCCUCAAAAUUAAGGGUCCCGAAAUUCCCACAUUUCAAUACAAACCACCGUGUUUUAAUAUAUUUUCGAUUGUAGUUAUUGUAUUUUUCAAAAGUUCCACUUUUCUUAACCUACUGGAUAUUUGUUUUC